This is a messenger RNA of Suillus fuscotomentosus, 420 nucleotides long. RefSeq lists its product as uncharacterized. Lineage: Eukaryota; Fungi; Basidiomycota; Agaricomycetes; Boletales; Suillaceae. Bases 1 to 420 code for a protein of 139 amino acids. The record is from RefSeq and is a predicted model, not a curated record. The transcript has 4 exons.
AUGACGCAACCUCUCGAGCCGGGCACCUAUGUCAUCGUUAACAAGAUUCCCUGUCCAACUGACGAAAGGCUUGCGAUCACCUACAACGGUCCAGAUCAGCCUUUGACCGUGAAUAUCAGGACCGAUUCUUCUCGCCAGCAUUGGAUCGUUGAGAAUUACAGACACACAGACAACUCCAAAUACCUGGUUCCUGUGGAUGCUACUGACUUCCAAGCUGUUUGGGAUGCCGACUGCGCGCGUACAUUUCAGAAAUAUAAUUUUGUAUGGAUCAUUCAACGAACCAACUCAGGAUACACUAUUCAAGAUGAUACAAGAACUGCAUUUUGGGGAGCUCUGGAUGCAGUCAACAAUGCUCCUCUCGUCGUUGGAUCCGACACCGGCGACGAAAAGCACAGGUGGUCUUUCGAAAGAGUGUUGUAG